Messenger RNA from Hevea brasiliensis (rubber tree), 1968 nucleotides. Its product is annotated as peptide-N4-(N-acetyl-beta-glucosaminyl)asparagine amidase A. The coding region runs from base 1 to 1800 and encodes 599 amino acids. Gene Ontology annotation, cellular component: vacuole. NCBI's taxonomy places the organism in Eukaryota, Viridiplantae, Streptophyta, Magnoliopsida, Malpighiales, Euphorbiaceae. The record is from RefSeq and is a predicted model, not a curated record. The transcript has a single exon.
AUGGAAAGAACUUCUCUUCUGCUUCUGCUUCUCCUUCUCCUUCUCCUCACAGCCAUUUCUUUUCCACUCACACUCCCAACAUCUCCAGACCAUUUCUUCAGGCCAUCAUCAGCUAAACCCAAAGCCACUCUCUCCCGACCCAAAUACAAAGAAUUCUUCGAACUAAUCCAUCCUCUACCGUCUGAUCAUUUGACCCCAUCAUGCGCUCUCCACAUCGUCCACCACACCUUCGGCAAAACCGUCAACCGGCCUCCCUACUCCACCCCUUACUCUCCACCCUCCGAUUGCCCCCCUCCUUGGCUUCACGUCGCUCUGGAAUUUCGCACCAAGUCCCGAGGCGACCAGUAUGAUCGCAUCUCUGGCUUGUGGCUCGGCGGAGCUGAGCUCCUCCGCAGCAGCACCGUCAAGCCUACAGAGUCUGGAAUCUCUUGGACAGUUCGAAAGGAUAUUACUCGUUACUCCUCUCUCCUCGUGAAGAGAAACAUCAACUUCACUAUCAUGCUCGAAAACGUCGUUGAUAACAUCUACACCGGCGUUUAUCAUGUCGACGUCACCUUUUUCUUCUACAAGGAAACCGCCGUUAGGGCUCCGUUAAUCGGGGGUGAUCACAUAAGCAUUUUCCCACAAAAACAAGGCCUAAUUGGAGGUUUUGCGGCGAAGGAUGUAUAUGAAUCGCCGGCUGAUUUGAUAAUUCCAAUAUCUGCAUUUCAUAAUAGUAAAGGUUAUUGGUUUAUAAUCAAAGGGGAUUCAGAUGUUCAUUUCAGGAAAUUGAGAUUCCCAGCCAACACACGCAGAGCCGUUAUGGAAUUGUACGUGUCGUUUCAUGGAAACGAUGAGUUUUGGUACUCUAAUCCAUCGAAUACUUACAUUAGAAUGAACAAUUUGACUACUUUGCGAGGGAAUGGAGCAUUUAGGGAGGUUUUCGUGACAAUUGAUGGGAUGUUUGUGGCCUCAGAAGUUCCAUUUCCGGUUAUUUUCACCGGCGGGUUUAAUCCUUUGUUUUGGGAACCUGCAGUGGCUAUUGGUGCAUUUGAUCUUCCCACUUACGACUUCGAUUUGACGCCAUUUUUAGGGGUUCUUUUGGAUGGGAGGGAUCAUGUGGUCGGAGUUGGUGUUAGUGAUGGCAUUUCUUAUUGGCUUGUUGAUGCUAAUUUGCACCUUUGGUUGGAUACUGGAGCAGCUAGUGUAGAAGCUAAAUCUGUGGUUUAUCAGAAUCCUGGUUCCUCCAUCAAACGACAAGAAGAGUUUAGAGAUCUUGAUGGGUCGUUUGCAAUCAAGGGAACAAGGAAAACACAGCUAGUGGGUUGGAUCAAAUCGAGUGCAGGAAAUCUUACUACUUCUGUUAUGCAUCAGUUUAAGUUCAGGAGCUCUAUAAAGUAUGGAAGGAAUGGGAAUUAUAAGCAUGCUAAACAGAAUAUGAAGUCUACUAGAGAAGUUAGAGUGAUGAAUGAAAUGGGAAUGUUGCUUAGUCGUGUAACUAUGAAAAGAAGGUAUCCUAUCAAAGUGGUCACUUUGAAAAUCCCUGGAACAAAGAAGAAUACCUAUAUGUUGAUUACAAAUGUUUCUCAUUCUUUGAUUGACCACUGUUCAAAUGGGAAGCUUUCGAGCUUUGUUCACAACAAUCAGAUUGCUAAUGGUUGGAUAGAGGUUAAGGAUCAUGAUGUUAUUGCAGGCGAAGCUAUCACUAACCAAACUUUAACUUGCAGGGAUGAUUCUGGUUGCUAUGUCCGUACUGUUGCAGCAAUCGAUGGUAGCCUUGUAAUAGACAAUUCAACCUUUGCUUGUCCAUCCUUUAUUUAAUAUUCUUUGGUAAUGAUAGUUUCAAUUUAGGUUGGUAAUUAUAGUUUCAAUUUAGGUUGUUUUUGCUCCAAAAUCUCCAAAUAAUCGGUGCCCUCUGUAUCUGAUAGUGUAUUUAUCAAUCUUUUGUGUAGCGUAAUUUCACAAUAUUUUAGUAAUGCUUUUUUCCCA